Molecule: messenger RNA, 1052 nt
Organism: Funneliformis geosporum
Lineage: Eukaryota; Fungi; Glomeromycota; Glomeromycetes; Glomerales; Glomeraceae
Source: the annotation of a GenBank genome assembly
UCCGACAAGGUUUUUAUGAUUACCAGCAAAAGGUAGAAAAAGCCGAAGAAUUAUUUAAGAAUCGCCAGUAUAUUUUUUUCAAAAGUAAAAGUGAAAUAGUUAAAAAAAGGCUAUUACGCCUAGACUUUGCUAAAUUAGCCCAAAAAAACACUAUUACUCCUGGAAUUAGGCACGGCAAACAUUUAGAAGACCGUUUAGAAGAAGAGUUACGGAAAAAUAAUUUUAUUCCUCUUCGCUUAACCCUGAUUAAGGAAAAAGGCCCGUGGCGAAAUUUAAAAAAACAAGUUUUGCAAAAAAGCCAUAAUGAAAUAAUUUUGAAUAAUUUUCCUGCUUUUACUCAUAAUACUUACUUUCGUAGCCCUUAUGGUUCCCAAAAUUACCCGGAUUUUCUUAUUUUUACUAGCCAGUAUAUCAUUCCUAUUGAAUUGAAAGCCACCGACAAAGAAUAUCACAAACAAGACCGAAGUAGCAAAGAAAUUAUUCAAGCCGCCGCAAAAGCAGGAGUGAAAUAUAUCCUUAAUACCGGGCAAGAUAUGCCCACUAACCAGUUAUUACUUAGCCAACUAGUAGAAUUUCCUAACUUAUAUGAGAAGCAAUUAACUAAUCCGCGAAUUAUUGCGAUUGGCGAAAUUGAAUUAGCCCAAAAAUACAACUUACCAGUCUUAUUACAUAUUAGAGGAGAAGAAGAGGAACCAAAAUUUAGUGAAGUUUUUAAUGAGGCUUAUGAAAUAGUAAAAGAAACUGGAAUAAACAAGGCUCGCAAGUUUAUAGAUUUGGGAUUUUAUGUUUCUUUUGCGGGCAAUAUUACUUAUAAAAAUGCUAAAUUAAAGAAAAAAUGGGGGGGAGCACUAGUCAAAAUUCCCUUAGAAAAUUUAGUAGUAGAAACCGAUGCUCCUUAUUUAACUCCGGAACCUGAACGGGGAAAAAUUAAUUAUCCCCAAAACAUAAUUUAUACCCUAAAAAAAAUCGCCGAAAUUAAAAAAAUGGAACCGGAGAAAGUAGCCGAAAAAAUUUAUGCUAAUACUUUACGAUUAUUAGGGAUUUCUCAAUAG